ACAUUGCUGCAGAGCGUGCAAACUUAAAUAGGUUUUGUUUAAAAAGUUGUCUAGCUUUCGAACUAGCAAAAGACUGUUUAUCGCCCCACUAUUUUAAAACCAGAUAUUACUUAUAAGCUACUAGCGCUAGCUUGGACAGCUCAGUUGUGCGUUGAGCUUUAACAAUGAUGAAAUUCUGGCUAAUUAGUUUGCUUGCUUGCCUGGCUCUAAGUCAGGUGCACGCCUGCACAGCUCCGUGUCCCGAUACGGAGGAAUUGGUAUGGGCAGUGGGUCCUCGUGGAGGCGGCGGUUGCAUGGUUUUUCGCAAUAUGUGCCACUUUACUAAGGCCAACUGUACGCGUAAGCCACCUUUGACAGAAGUAACUAAGGAGGAAUGCCAGAAGCGUUGUCCAAGCAUUUGUCCUCAAAAUUAUGAUCCAGUCUCAGGCUUUUACAAAGGACAGGAAAGAAAGUUUGGCAAUGCAUGCGAGAUGAGUGUGCACACAUGUCAAACUGGUGAAAUUUUUGAUUGAAAUCCACAAGCAUUUAAUUAGUUUCCAACUGCUGUUGCUUGCAUGACAUGUUUGCUUUAUAUGAAUAUUUGUAAUUAAUACAAAUUAUAUUUUAAAUGCAGAUUUUAUAAGCUAACCCUAUCAUUAACGCUUAUCUAUACAAUAAAA
Molecule: messenger RNA, 659 nt
Organism: Drosophila busckii
Lineage: Eukaryota; Metazoa; Arthropoda; Insecta; Diptera; Drosophilidae
Product: four-domain proteases inhibitor
Exons: 4
Coding region: 165-512 (115 amino acids)
Molecular function (GO): protein binding
Source: RefSeq, a predicted model, not a curated record